GUAUGUUGCCAAAUACUAGCACUGCUUUUGCGAGUUGAGCAACAAACAGCACUUCGAUAGUGGUAGUGGCUGGCAACAGAUACAGAAAUACCUACCCGCAAUAGUAUAUAUAGUAUGAACCAGUUAUAUUAGGCCUUACCGACAGUUGCGGAGGGACGCAUGCCUGUGGACGCUUCCGGCUGGGCUUGCUCACAGCCGCGGUGUCGCCUUAGAAGCCUUUUAUGCAGCUAGCUGCGGUCCCGUUACCGCAGCCGCUGGGUAGCGCGGGAGCACCUACCAAGCCCCGUUGGUCACCCCACCCGAAUGGGCACGCUCGUGGGCGAGUCCACGUCGUGGGGCCGUGGUCUGCGGGACUCUGACGCCGCAAUCUGGAGCAAAGGCGUCGUGAAGGAGAGUAAGGCCAUUGAUGCCGCCUAUGCAGCCCUGCAUGGCGGCAGCGGCCAGCCGUUCCCACAGCACGAGUGGACGGGAGAGGUCAGCACGGCCGGGAGCAGUCUCGCCCAAACCUCGCCCAAACCAAAGCGGAGCCCCAGUAUGAAGGUGGCGUGUGCGGCGGAGGCGGAGGCAGACCUGCGGGCGGUGGAGCUGUGCCAGAAGCCCUCUGUGGCACGCACACAGGAGGAUAUCAAGUUCAUCUGUGCCUACAUGAACGGGCUGUCGUACUUCUUCAGCCUGUGGCCGGCGCCGCUGCAGUGGGAGCUGUGCCGCCUGCUGACGGUGCACAUCCUGGCGCGCAGGGAGGUGGCGCUCAGCCGCGGCAGGCCGCCGGAUCGACUCUACUUUGUGGUGCAGGGCAAGCUGGACGUGCGGCUGCCGGUGCCCAGCCCGGGCGGCGGCCGCGAGGAGCGCACGCUGGCGGUGUUGUCCCGGGGCCACACGGUGGGCGAGGCUGUGCUGCUGAGCGCGGCGGCGCAGCACACCAGUGUGGUGGUGUCGUCCAGCAGCGCCAUGCUGCUGUCGUUGUCGCGACCCGACUUCAGCCGAGCCUUUAAGGAGGUACUGGACAUACGCCAGGCUGAGCGGUUAAUGUACCUUCGCCUGCACCCGCUGAUGGUGGGUCUGCCGCUGUCGGACCUGGAGGCGGCCAGCGAGGUGCUGGGGCUGGCCUUCUUCCCGCCCAGCACCCGCCUGUGGCCACUGGAGGACAGCCGCGAGCGCUGCCUGUACUUCCUGGCGGAGGGGCAGGCGCGAGUGCGUAGGGCGGGAGGCGGGGCAGCCGCUGGCGGACGUGAAGGAGCGCAGCACGAUGGUUGCGGAGCCGAAGGUGCCACCGGUCCUUCCAUGUACGACCGCUUCACCAUCUCCAUCUUGGGCCCGGGCGAUAUCUUCGGGCUGCCUUCUUCCGAGCAAGCUCUGGCGCUGCAGCUGCAGCAGUCCGUUAUGGCCGCCGCAGCAGCCGCCACGGUGCCCGGCACCGCCAACCCCAGCGCUGCAGCCACCCUGCACCUGGCCGCGGCACUGGGAGGCGGCACCACCGCCAACAGCGCCGUCAACCUGUUGGCCACAGGCGCGUCUGCGGCCGUCACCGCGGAGCCGUCUCUAGCGGUGCUGAGCCCCUCCGCCGCGGCGGCGCACGGCGGCGGGGGCCCGGCAGGCGCGCACUCGCCGCUGGUGGGACUGGCCAGCAGCGUGCACCUGGGCCACGGCGCCGCCACCACUGGGCACAGCGUAGCACACACGGCGCACGGAGGGCUGGGCGGACACGGACACGGUGGCGGGCCCACCCAGGGCCGGGAGCGGGAGCGCGAGCGCGAGGCGGGUGUGCUGAUUGAGUCGUACAGCGGUGUCAAGGUCUACACCAUCAAGUACUCGGACUACCCGCGACUGCCAGCCAGUGUGCAAGGGGUGCUGCAGGCCGCCAAUGCCUUCCGCUGGUCCUACUACGAGGGCCGUGUGGUGGGCCUGGCGCGCAUGGACAAUAAGCGCCGGGACGCCCGCCGCGAGCAGCUGGCUCGCAACCGCCACAACGCGGCGUUGAAGAAAUCGGGGGACUGCGGUGACGAGACGCUGGGCCGCUCCGCUGCCGCCAGUGCCGCGCUGCAGCUGGCUGAGCGCGACAAGCAGCUGCUGGGGCGGGUGCCCAUCAUCAGCGCCGGAGUGGCGGGCUUGCCCGGCAUUGCCUCGGCCACCGCGGGCGGGGCUGCCGGCGGGGAGGGGGACGUGGCUCGGCAGCUGGCGACGGCGCGGCGGGCAGCACAAGCGGCAGACGCGGCGCAGCAGGCGCGUGCCAAGUUGCAGCAGAGGCAGCAGCAAGGCGAGGGCCAGGGUGAUGCCGAGGGCUGGGACUUCGACCUGCCUGCUUGGGCGCAACCUGGUGGUGGCCGCGUGCUCGGGGCAGCUGGGGCCGGAGCGGCCGGAGGGCAGGAAAACCGCACUGGCGUGGCGGCGCUUCAGGCCACGCUCAAGGCCGCCGCGGCGGCUGCGGCAGCCAUGGCUGGCACCGCCAGCGGCCGUAAGGUCAAAGGCGGGGGCCCAGUGAUUGCAAGAGGCGGCGGUGGCGGCAUUGGUGCUGUUGACGGGCUGGACGGCACCUCCGUAUUUGAGAGCGCCGUGGGCUCUGGCAGUGCUGGGGCUGGGUCGGGGUCAGGUGCCGCAUUUGGCACCGCCACCAACCUGCUCAACCCGCAGCUGUAUCGCUCCGCCAACGGUAAGGCGCUGUUGGCGGUGCAGGCGGGCCAGCUGUGUCGUGUGCUGGCGGCGGAGCGGCAGCAGUUCGACGUUAUGCGGCGGCCGGUGCUGCACCCGCCGGACGAGUACGGGGACGCGUAUGACGAGGACGAGGACGCGGAUGCGCCCUGGGCCGCCUUUAACUACAGCGGGUCGGAGUCGGACAGCCGCCUGGGCCGCAGCAGCCGUCGCCCGGCAGACCAGCCUCUGACCACACAGUACCUCACUAGCCGGGCAGUGGCCUCGCCGCCGCGCGACCCCACCGCCUCCCUAAAGCCCACUCUCAACCUGCUGCACCCCUGCAGCCACGCCUUCCCCCGCGUGCAGUCUUACCGCCACGGGCAGGGCUCUUCACCGUCCGCCAAUCGCUCAAGCGGCUCGCCCACCCAGCUGCAGGGCUUCCAGGGCCAGAGCCCCCAACCCGGUAGCUGCGGCCGCGCCCCGCAGCAGGCCACAGCAAUAGGCUCUAAUUCGACUAGCGGCGGUGGUUGCACCCGCCAUGUGGUGCAGCUGCCCCUGGACCCUCGUGACGUGGUGGAGACGGAGCAGCCGCGCACACUGGUGGCGCCGCAGUCCAUUCGCCAGCGCCAUGUGCUGCUGUUCCAGAAUGCACAGGCUAUGGCAGCGGCCGCCAGCAACUCACGAGCAUGGAUCAAGCCAGUGCGGCAGCCCCGCCCCAGCUACAGCCGGGUGCACCGCGCCAGCCACCCAGGCAGCGGCAGGAGUGGACACGGCUCCGAUGGCGGCGCCUCCACUGCCGCGCUGUCGGAGAUGCAGGUGCAGGCGCCCAGGGUUGGGGGUGCUGUCGGGGCGGCUGGCAACAUUGGCCUGCCAGUGUCGCGCUUCGGCGGCCCGGGCAGUUCGCAAUUUGAGAGCCCGACGUCCGCCGGCCGGCGGCCUGUGCGGCCCGACGACCGGCUUUCCCGGUACGGCUCCAUGGGCCGAGCUAGCAGCGCAGGAGCGGGAGGGCCAGGAGGCAGUGGUGGUGGCGGUGUGAAGGUCAGUGGUCACCGCAGCAGUGGCUCGGGCGGCGACGGCAGUGGAGUGCCCACCCCCAGCGGCAUCGUGCUCAUCUCCUCCGACUUGCCCUCGCCCAAGAGCGGUUUCGGCGGGCGGGCCGGGGCGGGUCUAUCCCCCGCCUCGCCCGAGCUCAGCUUCUCUCACCUGGGCAUUCGCGAUGUGGACGAGGACGGCGGCAGCAGCAGCAGCAGCGGCAGUGGCGGCUGUGACUCGGAGGUGCAGCUGGAUGGCAAGGAUGUGGGCUGGGGCGAGGGCGAGGGCGGCGACCACCUGGAUGACGAGACGCUGCUGGCGCGGGUGCCGGCCCGGCUGCUGGGGGCGGGAGGGCGGAAAGCCGGGGCGGGAGGCGCAGGGGCGCUGCCGCGGGUGGUGCCCAUCGUGGACGGGGGACCAGGUAGUGCCGCAGCAGGCCGCGGGGUGCCGCCGCGCAAGGGGGCGGCAAGCCCUAGCGGAGGGCCGCUGCUGCCUUUACCGCAGAUGCUACCUGUGCCUCCUCCCAAGCAGCAGUCGUGUGCCAAGCCGCCCGUAGCUCCCGCACCUGCGGCGGCGGCGGCGUCUGGUGCUGUAAACGCGGGCGCAGCUGAGAGCGCUAGUGGCGGUAGCGGCCUCAACAACACCAUGCGGCGGCGAGGCGGCGGCGCAGCUGGGGCCGGCGACAUCGGGGCCUCGGGAUUGGGACCCGGCGGCGGUAUGCCGAUCAGCGGCUCUUCAGGGUCGAGCCCCAGCGCACCCGCUUCCAGCCAGGCGCUGGUGCCCCCGCAGCCCACCGGGUCCAUGAGCGGGGGCAGCUCAGCGCCGGCGGCGGUCAAUGCCUCACCCGGACCUCGUGCGGCGGCCGGCCCUCAGCGCGGUGGGCUGGGCGGCAGUGGCGGUGGCGCGCAGCGGCCCAUGGAUGCCGAGUUUCCUCAGGACCUGGACGAGCGGCAGCUGCACCAGUCGCAGCACACCCACCACCACCACGUGGGCGCACAUGUGGCGCUGCAGCCACCCCAGCAGGCCCCGCAGCAACCGCAGUCGCCGCAUCAUCGUGGCAGCCCGGCGACGGGCGCUACUAUGGGUACGGUUGUUGUGGGUGUGCAAGGCCGGGGACAGCAGCAGGGGCCCGGGGCAGGUGGCGCUGGUGGGGUGCCGCAACAGGGGCCACAGCAGGGGCCAGCCUCAGCUUCUGCAAGUGAGUGCCCGGGGCCGCAGGCCUCAUCUCAGUUGUCACCUGCGCCUGUGGGUCUGCCGCCCGCCAUCGCGCUGGGCUACGAGUCGCUGGACCCUUUCGCGUGGGCCGCACUUGCGUCCCAGGUGGGCCCCAGUAUCCGGACACCCUUCUCACAGGAGAACCUGCUGCCCAAACCGCAGUGGCAGGCAUAGGGCAGCAUACGGGUAUCCAUCUUUGUGUGGCUUGCAGGAAACAGUUACUACUAGCACUCAGAGUCACGUUGGCGGCGUCAGGCAGUGGUCAUGAAGUAUGCAGGUAUCAGGGUGAUGGGAUGAACUGCGGUAUUGUGUGAAGAAUAUGUGCAGGAGUGCGGCUGGUUGUGAAUGCAUUGCAAUAGUGAUGGUGGACAUGUGCGGUUUCACGUGGCUGCAAGCGACAGCCCGGGUGUGCGAUGGGACAGGGUUUAGGCAGGUUGCCGAGGUCAGCCCGGGUCACAGGUGUGGUGCACCUGAGUACAAAUACGGUAGCGCCACUUGAUUGUCGCGUCCGGGUCGUGGUUUACAGUGUGUUCCCAUCAUAUGAGAGGCGCCUUCAUGGGUCCAUGCGCUGAAUACGUGCUGCGUAGUUAGUUGAGGUGGCGGUGCAUCGGAAAGCCGUGGCGGUGUUGGCCGCGGGUUGCGCGUUAGUGCUUGGCUACGGUUGCACGCUGGACACGGAACUUGACGCUCAAGCAUGAAGACAUGAAGACAUUAUGGCUUGAUUGUAAGCCCCUGUCUGG
Molecule: messenger RNA, 5615 nt
Organism: Chlamydomonas reinhardtii
Lineage: Eukaryota; Viridiplantae; Chlorophyta; Chlorophyceae; Chlamydomonadales; Chlamydomonadaceae
Exons: 8
Coding region: 304-5049 (1581 amino acids)
Source: RefSeq, a predicted model, not a curated record